Molecule: messenger RNA, 1517 nt
Organism: Danaus plexippus (monarch butterfly)
Lineage: Eukaryota; Metazoa; Arthropoda; Insecta; Lepidoptera; Nymphalidae
Exons: 3
Coding region: 319-1482 (387 amino acids)
Source: RefSeq, a predicted model, not a curated record
ACAUCAUACAGGUAAAACUGACGUAGCAUCACUUGGACCAAAAUAUUUGGCUUUUCAUAUUCACUAAAUAAGAGUACAGAGUGUAGUUCAAAGCCCAAGCAUUUAAUAAAAUUAAAAAAGUAAAAAAAAAUUGUAUUUGCCAUAAAUGGUGCCCAUCAACUAAAGUGGAACAAAACCUAUCAUCAGCGACGUAUCCCUGUACAAUUACCUUGUAUUAUUCACUCUGACAGAUAAAUGCGGAAGAGGCCAUUAACCAAUCUGUCCAUAGUAACCGCAUGUAUCUGAACACAGUAUUGCUGCAGCGGUUAGGUUUGAAACAUGGCCGAGGAUAUAUUACAUGACUUUUUAACUGUUGUUUUUGAUAAACCAGGUUACUCGCAGAAGAUGAUUGAAAUAAAUAAUAUUACAUCAGGAGGUGCUAACUAUACUUCUGCUCUAUUUUCGAUAAAUUUGCAAACGUCAGAUAAAACAAUAAAACUUUUCGCAAAAGUUGCAACGAUGAGCAAAGAGAUGAGAACAGCCGUUAAAGCAGACAAGAUGUUUAGAACAGAGGAAUUUGUUUACAAUAAACUUAUACCUAUUUAUAAUAAUCUCCAGAAGGAUUUAGAUGAAGAACACAAGUUCGUAUUUCCCGAAUUCUACGGAUGUAAUAAUGAGUUGGGUAAAGAAACAGUCAUAUUAGAAAAUCUAGUAGAACAUGGUUAUAAGUCUUACAGUCGGUUUAAGUCCAUGGAUUGGGAUCAUGGCAGAGUUGGUGUGGAGGCUUUAGCGCGGUUCCACGCUUUGUCGUUCGCACUGAGUAAACGUGAUCCAGAAGGUUUCCAAAAAAUAGCUAGGGAUAUGGCGUACACCUUUGAUAAAGAUACUUUGAAUCAAACGGCUAUAGAUCAAUUCAAGGAAAUGGUGGAGAAAGCGUUAAGUGUUCUGAAGGAGGAGGACUAUCGUGAGAGAAUCAGAAAAUUUUUAUUUGAAACGAACUUGUUGGAUAAACACUACAAGCCGCUCAGCGCGCCAGUGUUGGCCCACGGUGAUUACAGAUUAAGCAACUUGUUAUUUAAGGAAAAGGGUCACGUUCUGAGUGCAGUGGUUGUCGAUUACCAAACCGUCCAUACUGGGUGUCCUGUGGCAGAUCUCUUCUACUUUAUUUUCAUGGGUUCAGAUGAACACUUCCGCCGUCUCUAUUAUGACAAACUAGUAAAUCAUUACUAUACAAGUCUAGAAGAAGCGCUCCAGAGGCUGGCUGUGGAUCCUGUAGAGGUGUAUCCGAGAGAGAGCUUUGAAAGUGAUUUGAAAGAGUUACUGCCGUACGUACUCCUGACAGCGGUGACAGCUCUGCCGCUGGUCGUGGUCGAGUCUGAUUCUGCUCCGAAAUUUGAUUCUGAUGAUGCUGACUUUUCUACCCUCAUUGUUGAACCGGGUUCAUUGUACAAGCAGAGGUUUAGAGGCAUUGUAGACGACUUAGUGAGAUGGGAGGUUAUAUAAUGAUAUAUUAAUAAAGACUUGCCCUUUUUUUUGUU